Molecule: messenger RNA, 1658 nt
Organism: Musa acuminata AAA Group (dessert banana)
Lineage: Eukaryota; Viridiplantae; Streptophyta; Magnoliopsida; Zingiberales; Musaceae
Product: NAC domain-containing protein 7-like
Exons: 5
Coding region: 1-873 (290 amino acids)
Biological process (GO): regulation of DNA-templated transcription
Molecular function (GO): DNA binding
Source: RefSeq, a predicted model, not a curated record
AUGGCGCGGGUGGUUCCAUACACGGUGGAGCGGACAGUGGAGGUGGCUGCUCGGCUACGUCUCCUCUUCUUUUCAAGUGUAUAUACUUGUGGUGGGAAGGUUGUUGAAAGUGCAAGAGCUCUCAAGGAAGAUUUACUUUUAGACUGCCUCUCCUCCGUUUCCGUUCUCUGCCUCUCUCCCUCUGUAGCGGGCACGCGAGGUGGUGCCAAGGUAGGUUUUGUGUUUGUUUUUGUGAUCCCCUCCAGCAUAAAAGCGAAGGAGAACAAAAGAUCCAGAUCUUGCAUACUGGGAUCUUACGGACGACAACAAGAAGAGAAACCGAUUCAGGUGAUAUCAACAGGAGAUACUUCGACUAUGAACGACGACAUCUCCUGUGUUCCUCCGGGUUUCCGGUUCCACCCCACCGAUGAAGAACUGGUAGGCUACUAUCUGAGGAAGAAAGUGGCUGCAAGAAAGAUCGAUUUGGACGUAAUAAAAGACGUCGAUUUAUACAAGAUCGAACCUUGGGAUCUUGAAGAGAUAUGUAAGAUCGGAGCAGAAGAGCAGACUGAGUGGCACUUCUUUAGCCACAAAGAUAAGAAGUAUCCGACUGGAACUCGAACGAAUCGAGCAACAGCAGCUGGAUUCUGGAAAGCUACGGGAAGAGACAAGCCGAUCUACUCCGUGCGUCGCUUGAUCGGGAUGAGAAAGACCUUGGUCUAUUACAAGGGUCGAGCACCGAACGGGCAGAAGUCGGAUUGGAUCAUGCAUGAAUACCGGCUGGAGACGAACGAAGAUGGAACUCCACAGGCAAGCAUUUCCUUUUUGUGCUUCGCGAUCUCUCACGGCAAAGAUUUUAAGUUCCAGCAUACGUUACGUGCAUUUUCUUUGUGAUGUUUCUUCUUCGUUAUCCGAAAUCCCAACACCACUUUUGCUGCUCUCUUUGGAUCUUAAUCAACAAAGACAAUGCAACAACAACAAGCUCAUGAUCAUAUCAUAUCCUCUGACUUCAUAUUACAGGAAGAGGGUUGGGUGGUGUGUAGGGCGUUCAAGAAACGAAUGCCUACUGCAAGAAAAGCGAGUGAUGAAUUGCUGCCAUGGUACGAUGAACAAGCUUCCUUCAUGCAAGACAUCUACUCCCCAAAGAGGACUAUUCCGCAGGCAGACAUAGGAUAUCACCACCAACUCUACCCCCACAAGAGAGAGAUAAAGCUGCAUCACCACUCACCACAUGAAGCUUGUCACCAACUCCCACCAUUGGAGAGCCCUAAGUUCCUCAACUACCUAAAUCAUGAAAGCUCUCUGCAACGAUGCAUCAUCUCAGAGAAUGAAGUUUUGCAACCCGGCCACCGAUUCGGGGAAAUCACGACCUGCAACGACAAUGAAAAUACAAGUCGAGCAUCAGAUCAAAUGACAGAUUGGAGGGUCCUCGACAAGUUCGUCGCGUCUCAGCUUAGCCAUGAUGUUUCAAGAGAGCCUAUUUACUCGGAUGAAGCUAAUAUUCUUCAACCUCCUGUUGAACAACAAGUUGUUGGAGUGGAGCUUCCGCUGGCAUCAGCUUCAAGCUGCCAAAUCGAUCCAUGGAAAUGAAACGAGAAGAUGAUUAAUUGAAUUAGAAAUAUAUACGUAGCAGGCAGGUCCUCUUGUUUUGCUACAACAGUAUAAAUCAUGUGUGUCAU